AUGCUAGACGGUUUUGUGAACGUUUUGUGUGGGAAUCAAGAUUGUUCUAACGUCAUCCGAAAGAGUUGUGUGUCUGAUAUGUCGUUGGUUUUUUAUCCGUUUUCGUGUUUAAAUCAUGUUUUAGUCAUUUGUAUUGACAUAUUGUUCUUGUUUAUGUGUUUGUUUAUCCUUUUAAAUAACUUGUCGUCGAGAAAACCAGUCAGCCAACGACAUUGGCUGACAGUUUUCUCGACGGUUUUCAAUGGUUUUUUAGGCUUGGUGUAUAUAAGUUUUGGUAUAUGGACUAUUGUAAGAAGCUUGAUUGAUGAAAAGAGUUUGGUACCGCUAGACGGGUGGCUCGUUUUAGUACUCCAAGGUGUCGUGUGGUUGUUGACUCUGAGUCUUGAAUGGCGUUGGAUUUUACCCAAGAUAUCGUCGGUUUUGAUCAUGUUGUUUACAAUAUUUCUCUGUUUUUCGUCGAUAUGGGAAGCUAGUGUAAACAAAGAGACGAGUCUUAAAGGUGUGCUACACAUGUUGACUUUUCCGGGUGCUGUUUUGUUCCUUUUAUGUGUUUUCACGGAGCCAAAACAUACUAACGAUACGCUUUAUACGCCUCUUCAAGCUAACGAGCCAUCUGAAACGGACGAAAAUGUUACUCCAUUAAGUAAAGCAGGAGCUUUAAGUAAAUUCACAUUCUGGUGGCUCAAUCCGGUGCUCAUGAAAGGAAAACACAAAGUACUUGAUGCUACCGAUAUCCCCAAGUUACGAAAGGAAGACAGAGCGGAAGUGUGUUAUUCAAGAUUUAUGGAGACAUCAGAGAAACGAAAGAAAAAGACUAUUUCGGGUGCUGGUGGUGAUCAACCGUCCAUGUUGUCAACAUUGUUUCUUUGGAAAUCUAAGGAGCUCGUGAUCACGGGGUUGUUUGCCCUUGUAAAAGUACUCUCUUUGGCUUCGGGACCUUUAAUUCUCCGGGCUUUUAUUCAGCUUUGCCAAGGGAAAGAAAGUUUUGAGCAUGAAGGUUAUUUUCUUACAUUAGCACUAUUUCUAGCCAAAUGCCUGGAAUCGAUAUCUGAGAGACAGCUAAACUUUAGAAAUAGAUUGAUUGGGCUUCAAGUGAAAUCUAUGUUAUGUGCAGCCAUUUAUCAGAAGCAACUACGGUUAUCAAAUGAUGCCAGAUUGCGUUACUCUGCGGGCGAAAUAAUGAAUUACGCCACUGUGGAUGCAACCAGAAUAGGCGAAUUCCCAUUUUGGUUUCAUCAGAUAUGGACAAUAGGUCUGCAGAUAUGUCUUGGGAUACUUAUAAUCUAUUUCUCAAUUGGAGUGGCAACAUUUGCAGCUUUGUUAGUUGUAAUCCUAACGGUUUUAGGAAAUAUUCCAUUGGGUAAGUUGCAACAUAGCAACCUAACAAAGCUCAUGGCGGCACAAGACAGGAGGUUGAAGGCUAUAACAGAGUCCAUAUCAAACAUGAAGGUUUUGAAGUUGUACGCUUGGGAGACACAUUUCCAAAAGGCAGCCGAGAAGUUGAGGAACGAAGAGUCAAAUUGGCUAUCAGCAGUUAUCUCACAAAGAGGCCUGUAUUUGAUUCUUUUUUGGUCUUCACCUGCCAUUGUAGCAGUUGUGACUUUCUACACAUGUUAUGUGAUAGGGAUCCCGCUUGAUGCUAGUAAUGUAUUCACGUUUUUAGCAACAAUACGGAUUAUUCAGGAGCCGAUAAGGCUCAUUGCUGAGGUUGCAGCUGUAUUUAUUGAAGCUCGGGUUGCUUUAACUCGUAUUCUCAAGUUUCUAGAAGCACCCGAGUUGCAGAGAGAACCAAAGAAUCAUGUAAAUGUGGAGCAUGGAUCAGUAAUAAUUAAUUGUGAAAUGAUUUCAUGGAAUGAUGACUCUUCAAAACCAACUCUGACUCAAGUAAAGCUUGAUAUAAAAUCUGGUGAAAAGGUGGCUAUAUGCGGAGAGGUUGGGUCGGGUAAAUCAACUCUUAUAUCAGCUAUUCUAGGAGAGGUUCCAAACAUAAAAGGCACAGUUCAAGUUUAUGGAAAGGUGGCGUACGUUUCACAGACAGCAUGGAUCCAAACAGGGACUGUUAGAGAGAAUAUUCUAUUCGGAUCGUUAAUGGAUGAUGCUAAGUAUGAUGAAGUGGUUAAAAAAUGUUCACUUGUGAAAGAUAUCGAGAUGUUUCCAUUUGGGGAUAAAACGAUAAUAGGAGAAAGAGGUGUGAAUCUAAGUGGUGGACAAAAGCAAAGAGUUCAGCUUGCACGGGCGUUAUACCAAGAUGCAGAUAUAUACCUAUUGGAUGAUCCAUUCAGUGCCGUUGAUGCACAUACUGCAGCCAGUUUAUUCAAAGAAUAUAUUAUGGAAGCACUGUCAAGCAAGACGGUGUUACUUGUAACCCACCAAGUCGAUUUCUUGCCUGCUUUUGAUGACAUCUUGUUAAUGGCAGAUGGGAAGAUCGUGCAAACAGGAACUUAUGCUCAGUUGCUUGAUUCAUGUAAAGAAUUUCAGAACCUUGUCAUUCAACUUAGCGAUAAUUCUGGUUCAGAUAAUCAAGCAGGCAAUGCACCUCAACAUAUAUCUAAAUCUGCAAAUCAAGAAAUCAAAAAAGUUUACAUGAAAAAAGAGAUAGAAUCUUCUCUGGGAGAACAACUCAUAAAGCAAGAAGAACGAGAAGAAGGGGACACCGGUCUAAAACCGUAUAAACAGUAUCUAAGCCAGAGCUACGGCUACUUCUACUUCUCUAUGUCAGUUUUGUCACAUUUCUCGUACAUAAUUGGACAGUUUUUGCAGAAUCUGUGGUUGGCUAAAGAAGUGCAGGGUUCUAGUGUCAAGGAAUUGGAUGUGUUGCUCGUAUACAUGCUCAUCGCUUUUGUGAUGAUGUUCUUUUUAUACGGAAGAUCUCAUUUUGUAGUUAAACUGGGAGUUAGUACAUCUAUAGCAGUUUUUUCCAAGUUAAUUAGGUCUCUCUUCCGAGCACCAAUGUCAUUCUAUGACUCAACGCCCGUGGGAAGGAUAAUCAGCCGGGUGUCAUCUGAUCUGAGCGUAGUGGACCUUGAACUGGCAAUGAAGUUUACAGUCGGCAUAGGCACGACAAUGAAUACAUACUUUAGUUUUGGUAUCUUGGCUUUCCUAACUUGGCCUAUUUUGUUUGUGAUCAUUCCAACAGUAUAUGUAACAAUUCUUUUACAGAAAUUCUACUAUGCUUCUGCAAAGGAGUUGAUGCGAUUAGAUGGAACGAGCAAAUCCUUUGUUGCGAGCCAUUUAGCACAGUCAAUUGCUGGAGCUGUUACCAUCAGAGCUUUUGGAGAAGAAGACCGUUUCUUUUCAGAGCAUUUGCACCUUAUUGAUGGCAAUGCAAGUCCAUUCUUUCACAGUUUUUCAUCAAACGAAUGGUUGAUCCAACGUCUAGAAAUACUAUGUGCAAUUGUCGUUUCUAGCUCUGCCUUAGCCAUAACUUUGCUACCCUUUGACGCUUCUGACUCAGGACUCAUUGGAAUGGCUCUUUCUUAUGGUCUCUCGUUGAAUAUUUUUCUUGUAAUUUCCGUGCAAUACCAAUGUCAGUUAUCAAAUCUAAUAGUUUCUGUUGAAAGACUAGAGCAAUACAUGCAUAUUCCCAGUGAGGCCCCAGAAAUAAUAGAAGCCAAUCGACCAUCAAGAAACUGGCCAAGUACUGGUAGAGUUGUCAUUGAAAACCUUAAAAUAAGAUAUCAGACAAAUUCCCCGUUGGUACUUCAAGGAAUCAGUUGCGUAUUUGAAGGAGGGCACAAGAUUGGAAUAGUUGGCAGAACUGGUAGUGGAAAAACAACUUUGAUUAGUGCUUUGUUUCGUUUAGUUGAACCUGCAGACGGAAGGAUACUUAUAGAUGACUUAGAUAUCACUUGUAUUGGACUUCAUGACCUUAGAUCUAGUUUUGGAAUCAUCCCACAAGAACCAACAUUAUUCAGUGGUUCCAUACGAUAUAAUCUUGACCCACUAUCCGAGCAUAGUGACCAUGAAAUAUGGAAGGUACUUGAAAAAUGCCAACUCCAAGAGGUGAUUCAAGAUAAAAAGGAGGGGUUAGACUCGUUAGUUGUGCAAGAUGGCUCGAAUUGGAGUUUGGGACAACGGCAACUAUUUUGUUUAGGACGGGCCCUUUUGAAGAGAAGAAAGAUACUGGUACUUGAUGAAGCCACUGCAUCCAUCGACAAUGCAACAGACACCAUUAUUCAGAAAACGAUCCGAGAAGAGUUUAAAGAGUGUACAGUUAUAACAGUUGCCCACAGAAUACCAACUGUUAUAGACUGCACAAUGGUACUUGUUAUGAAGGAUGGAAAAGUGAUGGAAUAUGACAAGCCAACAACAUUGAUGAAUGAUCAAGCUUCCUUAUUCGCACAGCUUGUAAACGAAUACUGGGCGCAACAUAAGAGGUCCUGAUCGAUUUAGGCAUCUAGCUUGGUAACUUGCUACAUUUCAUACACAAGAUAUGCGAGAAAUUUAACCAUAUGUCGCAAAUUUGACAACUACACGGGGUACACAAAUACUUUCACCAGUCGAAAGGAGUGAAAAUUUUUGGUACCGCGUGCAUAUAUGUUACAGUAACAAGUUUACAUUUUAUGGUUAUUUUUCUCCAGAAACUUUCAAUUUUUCUUGAUUAAUGUUGUUUGGAUGUGAUUUAGAUUAUAAUUAUCUAAUGUACUUGGCACAUUUCAUCUGCCCUGUUACUUCAAUAAAAUAGUCUUUUUUUUUUUCUUUUA
Erigeron canadensis is the source of this 4703-nucleotide messenger RNA. Its product is annotated as ABC transporter C family member 10-like. Gene Ontology annotation, molecular function: ATP binding; ABC-type transporter activity; ATP hydrolysis activity. NCBI's taxonomy places the organism in Eukaryota, Viridiplantae, Streptophyta, Magnoliopsida, Asterales, Asteraceae. Gene Ontology annotation, cellular component: vacuolar membrane; plant-type vacuole. Gene Ontology annotation, biological process: transmembrane transport. The record is from RefSeq and is a predicted model, not a curated record. The transcript has 11 exons. The coding region runs from base 1 to 4383 and encodes 1460 amino acids.